Cyclocybe aegerita is the source of this 1728-nucleotide messenger RNA. NCBI's taxonomy places the organism in Eukaryota, Fungi, Basidiomycota, Agaricomycetes, Agaricales, Hemipholiotaceae. The record is from the annotation of a GenBank genome assembly.
AUGAUUUCGGAAGACGAGAAACACACAAACCCCGCCUCCUCAGCGCAAGAGGAAAAGUUUUUCACCGAGGACGCCUCGUCCCCGCAGUCGCUCUCCAGUACUGUGACCAAACCCAAGCUUCCCCUGGGGUGGAGGAUCCUCGUUCUAGUCCUUACGUGCCUCUGCAGUUUUGGGAACCAUUGGUCGAAUGGACUCAUCGUCGCCCUCAAGACGACGAUUAUCGCCGUGACCAAGAUCAAUAAUUCGAAGUUUGCAACGCUUGUCGCUGUGACCAACCUAGUCAACACCUUCCUCUGCGUCGGCUUCGGCUUCAGCAUCGACAAAUGGGGUGGCCCUCUCCUCUCAGCUAUUCUGGCAAGCUUCCACCUCGGCGGCUCCAUCAUCAUGGCUGGGGCAGCGACAAAUCACCUGAACAGCUACCCACUCCUCAUUCUUGGGAAGGUCAUAGCUGCCAUCGGUGAUGGCUCGCUCGACAAUGCCCAACACCGCAUCUUCUCAACAUACUUUGCUCGCGGCCGGGGUUUCGCUUUUUCGAUCGGUGCCAUUUGGGGGGUUGCCAACCUCGCACAAUUCACGGGACAGUCAACUGCAAACGUCAUUGCGAAGAAUACAGGAACGUUUGCGUGGGCGCUCUGGAUCAGCGCCGCCAUCGCACUAUUCUCCGUCCUCUGUGGUAUUGCUGUUGUCUUUUUGGAUCGAUGGCUCCGUGACCGCUACGACAUCACGGACCAAACAGACGGUCAAUUGCUGAAGACCCACACACGCAGAGGCGUGUUCAGCAUCAAGGCGAUCAAACACCUCCCUCUUACAUUCUGGGUUGUUGUCUUUUUCGCGAUCUUCGAGAACGCUGGGGUCCAGUCCUUUGUCUCAAUUUCAACGCAAUUUGCACAGCAACGCCUCAAGAAGGGAGCGGUGAUUGGUGGCUGGGUCUCCAGUUUCUACCUGCUGCUCCCGGCAUGCCUCACUCCUUUCCUGGGCAUUUUCAUUGAUGCCUCUGGCCAUCGUGUCUCGUUCCUGUUUAUAUCCGGCUUGACGUUCCUCAUCUCAAUGCUUUUUCUCAAGUUCUCGCACACGGUUCCAACCUUCGUCACUGCAUACGUUUUCUAUGCCCUGUCGCAGAGUGUUACGCCGGCCCCUCAAGUCGAAAUUGUAAGAAGUGUUAUUGCCGAUCCGCAAUGGUUUGCAACAGCCUUCGCGAUCAAGAAGUCUGUCGUGCAAGCAUCCAUCGUCAUCAUCACCACUGCCGCGGGUAAAUUGCAAGACGAUACCCCAAACAACUCGCUCGACAACGCAGUGACGCUAUGGCUUGCCUAUGCCUUCAUGUCCGUCGUCAUCUCCGGCGCACUCCUCGUGUCCGCGUCAUUUCCGUCCGCUGCCUGGUGCCUUCCAGCGGCGCGUCUGGCCCAGGUUGCGCCGCGCAAGCUACCGCAGGAGGUCGCACGGCUUAUGGCCUGGAAGGAACUAUUGCUACGAGAUCCGACUGGGGUUGGUGUGCAGUGGGUGAAGAACAUGAACCCAGGGGGUGAGAAGCUAUUGCUUGAUGAUGUCGAGGUGAAGAAAGGAGAAAAGCUUUUGAAGAUGUCUAUCAUUGGCCAAGGUUAUAAGUCGAUGCAGUGGCUCUAUAUUGCCACUUCCGUGGGUGUCAUUCUUGUUGGUUGGAUUAUGUUUGGAUUGGGUGUGGGUUGGGGUGUCCAUGGAAGUGUGAUUGCUGGUACCACCGGAGAGUAG